Messenger RNA from Bombus impatiens (common eastern bumble bee), 713 nucleotides. Its product is annotated as U6 snRNA-associated Sm-like protein LSm4. NCBI's taxonomy places the organism in Eukaryota, Metazoa, Arthropoda, Insecta, Hymenoptera, Apidae. Bases 121 to 540 code for a protein of 139 amino acids. The record is from RefSeq and is a predicted model, not a curated record. Gene Ontology annotation, biological process: nuclear-transcribed mRNA catabolic process; spliceosomal snRNP assembly; P-body assembly. The transcript is spliced from 5 exons. Gene Ontology annotation, cellular component: U6 snRNP; P-body; spliceosomal tri-snRNP complex. Gene Ontology annotation, molecular function: U6 snRNA binding.
UGGUCUAUAUUAUAACUACAUUUUAGUUGGUUAUCCUGACUAUAAUAUAACUAAACAUUUCGAACGGUUUGUUUUGAUGUUGAUCGUGCGAUAUUUAAAUACACAUCAAAGUGAUAAAAAAUGUUACCUUUGUCGUUAUUAAGAACUGCUCAAAACCAUCCUAUGCUAGUCGAACUUAAGAAUGGAGAAACGUAUAAUGGACAUUUAGUUAGUUGUGAUAGCUGGAUGAAUAUUAAUCUCAGAGAGGUUAUAUGCACAUCCAGGGAUGGCGAUAAAUUUUGGAGAAUGCCUGAAUGCUAUAUUCGAGGUAGUACAAUUAAGUAUUUACGAAUUCCUGAUGAAGUCAUAGAUAUGGUAAAAGAAGAUGUACAAAUGAAAUCGAGGGGACGUGGAGAAAUGAAAGGAAGAGGACAAAGUCAACGAGGUCGUGGUAGUGGAAGAGGAACUUUUGGUCGUGGUGGUAGAGGCCCUGCUGCUCUUGGUCGUGGUGGAGGUAAUCAAGGAGGGAACAAAUCUCAAAAUAAAGCAAGAACCAAAUGAAAUUAUGUUAUCAUUUUAGUUUAUAUAGCAAAUCUCCAGUUUCCUAUUUUUUUUUCUCAAAAAUAUUCAUACAAAAUGUAAAAUUAUCACUUUUAUUAUGUAAGUAAUUUUUACUAAGAUGUAUAAACAUACAAACUGAAUACACAGCAAUUUUUGUAACAAAAAUCUAUUAA